This is a messenger RNA of Larimichthys crocea (large yellow croaker), 1106 nucleotides long. It is a transcript of the gene psma5, whose product is annotated as proteasome 20S subunit alpha 5. Gene Ontology annotation, cellular component: proteasome core complex; proteasome core complex, alpha-subunit complex. Gene Ontology annotation, biological process: proteasome-mediated ubiquitin-dependent protein catabolic process. The record is from RefSeq and is a predicted model, not a curated record. The coding region runs from base 138 to 863 and encodes 241 amino acids. The transcript has 10 exons. Lineage: Eukaryota; Metazoa; Chordata; Actinopteri; Sciaenidae.
GCGGAACUUUAGUUGUCCCGAUCCGUUGAGCCAACCGGCGCCUUUCUGGUGUUACACCCCUCAGACGCUCGAAACCAGCGAACUCAUUGAAGCUUCGAGCUGCAGCUAAAGGAGGUCCCCGUGUUCAACAUUACAAGAUGUUUCUGACCCGGUCGGAGUAUGACAGAGGUGUGAACACAUUCUCUCCUGAAGGAAGAUUGUUCCAGGUUGAAUAUGCCAUAGAGGCUAUAAAGUUGGGCUCCACGGCCAUCGGCAUCCAGACGUCAGAGGGCGUGUGUCUGGCUGUGGAGAAGAGGAUCACCUCUCCGCUGAUGGAGCCCAACAGCAUUGAAAAGAUCGUGGAGAUUGACAGUCACAUCGGUUGCGCCAUGAGUGGCUUGAUAGCCGAUGCCAAGACUCUAAUUGACAAAGCGAGAGUGGAAACGCAGAAUCACUGGUUCACUUAUAACGAGACGAUGACGGUGGAGAGUGUGACCCAGGCUGUGUCCAACCUGGCGCUGCAGUUUGGAGAGGAGGACGCAGACCCCGGCGCCAUGAGUCGACCAUUCGGUGUAGCGCUUCUGUUCGGAGGAGUUGAUGAAAAAGGGCCGCAGCUGUACCACAUGGACCCAUCAGGGACCUUUGUCCAGUGUGAUGCUCGGGCCAUCGGCUCGGCGUCUGAGGGAGCACAGAGCUCUCUGCAAGAGGUCUACCACAAGUCCAUGACAUUAAAAGACGCCAUCAAGUCCUCUCUCACCAUUCUGAAGCAGGUGAUGGAGGAAAAGCUCAACGCCACCAACAUCGAGCUGGCAACGGUAGAGCCCGGGAAGACCUUCCACAUGUAUUCCAAAGAGGAGCUGGAGGAUGUAAUCAAGGACAUCUAGAGCAGAAAAGACUUGAAAGUCUUCGUUUGAGUUCUGGUCAGGAGACGACGUGGAAGCGCACCUGGGCUAAAUGUCACAACACAACCACAACUUUCCAUCAGCACAUUUUCCUCGCUGCGUUCAAGAUUAUUAUUAUUUUUUUUUUUUUGGAAGAUGUGCUAAUUUUUACUUCUUGUGUCUCUCGGUAUCUGUACAACUUGUGUGCACGAGUCUGACCAGCACUUACAACUGAGCAGCAGGAAG